GCUAUGGAAGAUCCCUUUGCCCGUGGUGUCUGUGAUGCUGUUGUGAUCACGUUGAGUACUGGAUAUGCUGUUGGUUGCCUUUCAGCUCUUCUUUUGAACACAAUUUUGCCAGCAGAUGACGAAGAGGAAAUCACCGAGGCAGAAGGUCAUGAUCUGCUUCAUAAGGCCACAAAAUCGGUCGAUGAUGCUGAGUCAGCUGAACCAAGCAGUGAUGAAAGUGAAGAACUUGCGGCAGUGGAACCUCAAGAAGGAUACUACACUUAUGAAGAAUUCAGCGCCUAGCUGGCUAAGUUGACUAUUGCAAUUUUUGGUGGAAAGCUUGUGGCUCCCUUUUCCUAUCCUCCGAUUCCACCAUCAUUUUGAUAUUUGUUUGAAGAAAAGAAAGUAAAAUUUUAAAAAGAAUCAUUUUGACCCCUG
Messenger RNA from Seminavis robusta, 417 nucleotides. NCBI's taxonomy places the organism in Eukaryota, Bacillariophyta, Bacillariophyceae, Naviculales, Naviculaceae. The record is from the annotation of a GenBank genome assembly.